Molecule: messenger RNA, 2279 nt
Organism: Notodromas monacha
Lineage: Eukaryota; Metazoa; Arthropoda; Ostracoda; Podocopida; Cyprididae
Source: the annotation of a GenBank genome assembly
AAUUCCAGGUGCCAACAGAUGGAGCAACCAGCAGAGCAAAAAUCUUUCAUUGGUGAAAAGUCAGUCAAAAGGUCAGGGAGUUGGAGGAAGGUUGUGGUACCAUCCCCAUUGACACCACCUGAGGUGCUUGAGCUCACUGAUAGUGAGGACACACAAUGUGGUCUCCCAGGAUGCCACCCAACAUGUCUGACACCAUGUGCCUCAGUUGCUGGAUACAUGACCAUUUAUGCCUGCAUUGCCAUUAUUCAAGGGGCAUUCUUCACAUACUUCAUAGCAGUCAUAUCUUCUAUUGAGAAAAGGUUUGGCAUCAGAAGUAGAACCACAGGCUUUGUGAUGUCAGGCAAUGAGGUCAGUCAAAUCAUGUUCUCCAUUGUGCUCAAUUAUUAUGGGGGCAAAGGACACAGGCCAAGAUGGCUGGCAGGUGGAAUGCUGAGUGUGGUGGUGUGUUGUUUGAUCCUUGCUGCACCAAAUUUCCUGCUUGGUGCUGGAGAACUUUAUGACCCAGAGUCACCAAAGGCACCUCAGCUCCUUCACAAUAGUGGUGUUACUGACUUUGAGUCAAACACCACUUCCCAGAGCCCACUAGCUGCUUCUCUUGGCACCAUGGAAAAGACUGUGUGCAGAGUGAAACCACCUCAUCAAAGAUUCCAGGAUGAAAACUCAACACUAACCAGGACCACUGAAGUAGCAGAAUGUGAGGAAGACUCUGAUGCCAAAGCAGGCAUGGGUUUACUAUUUGCUGCCCACUUCAUCAGUGGCCUGGGAAUUUGCAUUUUCUAUCCCCUGAGUUGGUCUUACUAUGAUGACAGUGUGAAGCCAAGCAGAGCUCCUAUUUUCCAUGGAAUUUCCUCUGCAAUAAGAGUAACAGGGCCAUUUGUGGGCUUUGUGCUGGCUUAUGCAUGUCUGCAAAUUUAUGUGGUGCCUGGAAAGGAGACUGGACUGAGUCCAUAUGACCCACGUUGGUUGGGGGCCUGGUGGCUGGGAUUUGUCAUCAUUGCAGGCUUCCUGGCCAUCUUUGCAUUCUUCAUGGCCCUUUUCCCAAAAAGAAUCCCCAACAAGUACAGUAAUCAACAGGAGGUCAAAAGGAGGCAAGAGAAGAGGUCAAAGCCUCAGGACUCUGUCACAGAAGGGUUCAGAGAUAUUCCAAAUGUGCUGAAGCGCCUAAUGACAAAUAAAAUUUUCAUGGGUCACCUGAUAGCAGUUUGCCUGCAUGUGUUUGCAUACAUUGGGUUCUUCUCAUUCAGUCCAAAGUACCUUGAGGCUCAGUUCAGGGAAACUGCUGCCAGAUCUUCCAUUGGUGCUGGAAUUUCUGGGGUUCUGGUGCAAGUUUUUGGACUCCUGGGAUCUGGUUAUGUGAUCAGGAGGUUCAAGCCAAGGCCUGAAAUAGCCACAGGCUAUGGUGCAUUUGUGUCUGCAUUUUCUGCAGCAGGGAUCCUGUCAGCCAUGUUCAUUGGAUGUUCAAAUGUGGACAUUCAGGGGACUAUGAAAAAUAACAUGUUGGACUUGGUGUCAGAGUGCAAUUCAGACUGCUCAUGCUCCACCUCAUUUUACACCCCAGUUUGCUCAUCAGAUGGCGCUGUCAACUUCUUCUCUCCUUGUCAUGCUGGUUGUGAGACAAUUCUGUCAACUGGAAACCCUGGUGAUGACAGAAACAAAACGAUUUAUGGAAAUUGCAAAUGCAUUGUGGAAGAGAUUGCAAUCAGCACAGUUUCUGAGACUGAUGAAAAACAGUACAAAUUUGGCUCAGCAUACCAAGGCUUUUGCCAGGCAGAUUCCCUUGCUUGCAAUUCAUUUGUGAUAUACCUUGUAGUUCUUGGUCUGGUGAAACUGGUGUCUUCCACUGGGAGAGUCAUUGGAUUAAUGGUUACUAUGAGGUGUGUUGACAAGAAAGACAAGUCUGUUGCCUUGGCUUGCAUAGUGACAGCAAUAUCCCUGUUUGCCUCCAUUCCUUCACCCAUAGUUUUUGGGGCAAUAAUUGAUGACACCUGUUUGGUGUGGAAAACCUCCAAGUGUGGAUCAAAGGCCAACUGCGCCCUCUAUGACAGCAAUGCCUUCAGAUGGAAGUUACAUUGCUUCACUGCAUUCUUCAUUGUAUGUGCCACAGUAUGUGAAUUUUAUGUGGUGUCCAAAUCUAAGAACCUAGAUUUGUAUGGGGAUGAUGAUGAAAAAGAUGCUGACAAAGAGCGGCAAAUGGAAGCCAUUGAGGAAGAAGCCGCUGGUUUAUGAGUGGUGGAUUGAAAUAUAAAUUUGUUUACUGGCAUUUGCUUUGGAGAAAAAAA